GAAACGGAUCGCGCGAGCGCAGCUCAGCCACAGCGACUCUCCUCCCUCCGCCCCUCCAAGCCGCUUACCCUCCUCAUCCCUGGCAUCCUCCACCUCCACAUCCGUUCCCCUCGUCUCUGCUGCUCCUCCUCCAUAGCCGUUUAGGCUCAAGCGGCUCUGCUUCGAGUGGAGUCUACGGCACACUACGGACGUCCCAGUCAGGUCUCCAUUUUGCCUUGAAGGCACCAUGGCCCAGGAAGAGAUGGCUGGCUUGCUUGGCAUCUACAGAGCGUAUCGAAGACGUCACCUUUUUCCGGGCCGACGAGCUGCGCGCGGGCGCCAAACCUGGGAGCCUCAAGACAUUGAAAGACGAGUCCGGGAGCCUCAAGGCAGAAGAGGUGGCAGCCGCAACCGUCGACAAGGGCAAGGGUUCCGCGGUCGCCGACGAGGGAACAAUUGCGGCGGAGCCCGAGGAGGAGCUGGGCUGCGAUGUCGACGACCCGUUCGCCAUGAUGGGCGGCAUGGGCGCGGAGCAGGUCUACCAGGUCACGUGCGUGGCGGAGGGCGCCACGGCAGAGCCGGACAUGGAACCAGGAGUGGAUUGCGCCGAGGAGGCCAAGAACGGAGCAGCCUUGCAGCCUCAGGAGGAGGAGGCCGAAGGGGACGUGGAAGACGAUCCUUUCGCCAUGAUGGCAGGAAUGGGUGAGGAGGAGGUUUACAAGGUCACAAUUGUCCAGGAGAAGGAAGCGGAGGAGGAGGCCGCGGGAAACGUGGAAGACGACCCGUUCGCCAUGAUGGCCGGAAUGGGCGAGGAGGAGGUGUACAAGGUCACAUUGGUCCCGGAGAAGGAUGAAGAAGAGGAGGCCGCUGGAGACGUGGAAGACGACCCGUUCGCCAUGAUGGCAGGCAUGGGCGAGGAGGAGGUGUACAAGGUUACCCUGGUCCCGGAGAAGGAGGAGGAGGAGGAGGAGGCCGCGGGAGACGUUGAAGACGACCCGUUCGCCAUGAUGGGCGGCAUGGGCGCAGAGGAGGUGUAUCCAGUGACUUUGGUCGAGGAGAAGGAAGAAGUUGCCGCAGAGGAGGAGGAGGCCGCGGGAGACGUGGAAGACGACCCGUUCGCCAUGAUGGCCGGCAUGGGCGAGGAGGAGGUGUACAAGGUGACUUUGGUCGAGGAGAAGGAAGAAGUUGCCGGAGAGGAGGAGGAGGAGGAGGCCGCGGGAGACGUGGAAGACGACCCGUUCGCCAUGAUGGCAGGCAUGGGCGAGGAGGAGGUGUACAAGGUGACUUUGGUCGAGGAGAAGGAAGACGCUGCCGGAGAUGAGGAGGAGGAGGAGGCCGCGGGAGACGUGGAAGACGACCCGUUCGCCAUGAUGGCAGGCAUGGGUGAGGAGGAGGUGUACAAGGUGACUUUGGUCGAGGAGAAGGAAGAAGUUGCCGCAGAGGAGGGCGAGGAGGAGGAGGAGGAGGAGGCCGCGGGAGACGUGGAAGACGACCCGUUCGCCAUGAUGGCAGGCAUGGGCGAGGAGGAGGUGUACAAGGUGACUUUGGUCGAGGAGAAGGAAGAAGUUGCCGGAGAGGAGGAGGAGGCCGCGGGAGACGUGGAAGACGACCCGUUCGCCAUGAUGGCCGGCAUGGGCGAGGAGGAGGUGUACAAGGUGACUUUGGUCGAAGAGGGCAAGGAGGAAGGCAGGGAGGACGGUGCGGCAGAGGAGGCGGAGGCCGAGGAUGACGCGGCAGAGGACGAGGACGAUCAGGAUGGCGAAGAGGAGGUCGAGGAGGAGGAGGAGGAGGAGGAGGAUGCCGAAACCAAGGCGGCCAAGGAGGCCGAGCGCAUAGCUGCAGCCGAGGCGGAAACGGCGCGCAAGGCGGAGGAAGCCGCGAAGCGGGCCGCGGCCGCCGCCGAGGUCAAGGAGGCCAAGGAGAGGGCCGCCGAGGAGAGGCGGGCAGAGGCGGCGAGGGCGGCAGCGGAGCAGAAGGCGGCCGCUGCCGCGGCGGCCGAGGAGAAGCGGGUCCAGGAGGAGAAGAGGGUGGCGGAGAGGAAGGCGAAGGAGGAGGAGAGGGAAAGGGAGCGGAGGGCCGCAGAGGAGAGGGCCACGGAGGAGAGGAGGGCCGCCGAGGCGAAGGCGGAGGCUGCCAGGGCGGCCGAGAGGGCGGCGGCCGCCGAGAAGAAGGCCAGGGACGAGAAGGCCGCCAAGGAGCGCAGGGCCGCCAAGGAGAAGGAGGACGCCGCGCGAAAGGAGCAGGAGGCAAAGGAGGCCGCCGAGAGGAAGGUCGCCAGGGAGGCCGCCGCGGCGGCGCUGAAGGUGGAGCAGGAGGAGGCCGCGGCGAAGAGGGCGGCGCAGGAGGCCGAGAGGGCGGCCAGGCGGCAGGCGGAGGAGAGGGAGGCGGCGGAGCAGAAGGCCGCCAAGGAGCGGGAGGCGGCGGAGCGCAUCGCCGCAGAGGCCGCCGCGGCGGAGAGGGCCCUGCAGGAGAAGGUGGAGGCGCUGAGAAAGGCGAAGGAGGAGGAGGAGGCGGCGGCCCGAAGAGCCGAGCAGGAGAGGAGGGGCGCGGCGGGCCAGAAGGGGCCCGCCAAGUCCAAGGCGGACAAGAACGCGGCGUCCAGGCAGAGAAAGAAGGAGGAGCAGGCGGCCGCGCCCUCCAGCGGCAAGAGGCCGGCCAGCGGCAAGAAGGCUCACGGCGGCGGCGGCGGCGGCAUCUUCGACGUGUGCUGCAGGCGGCGGCCGGCCUGAGCGGCGGGCGCGCGCGGGCGGCCAGGGCGGGCCGUGCACGGCAGGGCGCUCCGCCGCGGAGCGCUCGGCAAGAGGCUCGUGGGCGCGGCGCCGCCGGGCGAGGAGCUGGCCCCGCGGCGGGGACGUGCGGGGCCCCGCUUCCCCGGGCGGCGUCUCCAUGGCGCCUCGCUUGCCGGCCGAGAGCAGCAUCCAUCUUCCAGAUCCCCGCGCGUUGAACAUCCAGAAGGAGGUAGCGAAUUCGCGAUCAGAGCCCGAAGCGUUUUAUUGCUUGAGCAGCUUCACACCGCUCCUUACACAGCUACCAUUAGUAUGCAAUUGGUUGAUUGCUUCCCCUUCCUGCUUGCAGAAAUCCCACUGUCCUGUAAGAUAUGCCGCUGAGCCGCCGAUGCUACCUAGUCGUUUCAAGGUGGGACAGGCGUGUCUGCACGCGAGGCGCUGUUUGAUUUUCCAAUAACUAGUUCAGGAUACCGCAUGAUUUCACGACAGAGGAGGGUGCGCUGGAGAAA
Molecule: messenger RNA, 3214 nt
Organism: Prorocentrum cordatum
Lineage: Eukaryota; Dinophyceae; Prorocentrales; Prorocentraceae
Source: the annotation of a GenBank genome assembly